GUUGCGUCUUUCACUAGAUCGUAAAUAUAAAAAAGUAGCAAAUUUACUUUUCAUUUAAACUUUAUUGAUAUCCCUAGUUCAUAUUUUUUCUGUAGUGUUUAACAUAGAUGUAAAUACGGAAAAGUUGUAAUCAUGAAAUUUCGUUACAGCCUAAACUCAGAUGUAAUUUAUAUUCCAUGUUACGUACAAUUGGUACUUUUUGGUCUCGUAUUUUGUACAACUACUAGUAUUAGUAAUAACAAAGUAGAUACUGUACGUAACCCUAAUCAAGUUGAUACUGGUAUGUUUUAUCAGUUUCAAAAUGCAUCUGAUACUAAUAGACCUAGAGGUACUAAUUUAUGGCAGAAACAGGUGAUAAUCCCUAAGAAUCCUGCUGUGUAUCGUUUAAAAAGACUGUCUGCAGAAGUUGUACUGGAUAAUUUUCAAAUAAACAGAGAUACAAUUAUUCGAACGCAAGAUUCCAGGGCAUUAGGAGCAAAGUAUUUAAACGAGACUGAACUCCCAACCAAUGAAGACUGUAUUUACUGGUGUUGGAAAGUGCCAAAAUGUAAUGUUGCAGUAUAUGAAGAGAAGACGAGGGGAAGCUGCUAUUUGUUUGACUGUGGCACCAAUGAUGACUUCCUUUGUAAAUUCACCAGUCAUGGUUAUUACACAAGUUCUAUCCUUCGCAUCAGCCAACAUCCCUAUGACUUAAGCCAAUGGGGAGCUCAAGUUAAGCAUGAACAUGAUUUGACAAAGCUACAAAAACCAACAAAAUCUCCUCAACUGUCCUCACAGAGUUCAGUGCCACCUGUUAAUGAUCCAGUUACAAAACAGGAAUCAGUACUAGAAAGUUCAUCUGUUGGUCUAUCAACAGCUUCUCCUUCAGAAAAGCAAAGCCUGGAUGGAAUUAAGAAUAGACAAAAAGGAACAAGUACAGAGUCUCAUUGUCGACACUACCAAUUUCAAUGCCACAAUUCAAGUGAAUGCAUUGCUAUUUAUAAUGUGUGUGAUGGAAUACCUCAGUGUAUGGAUGGUAGUGAUGAAGGAAAAGAUUUGCAAUGCCCUGGUCCAGGAGGAUGCCUCCAUGCUCCACCAGCAGCAGCUUGGAACUUUGCUUUACCCAUGAAGUCCAUGGGUUCUCAUCCAUCGGCAUUUUCUCAUAAACACAGCAAUUUUCUGGCAGCUAAUAGCAACUAUAAUCAUCUCAACUACCCCAAGCAAUGGUCAGUUUACUACAAUAAGCCAUAUGACCAGCAAAUUGAACAGCUGCCUCAACAGGAUCUUGAUUAUUCAAGAUACCAGAAUGGUUACUAUAAUCACCAUUAUCAUGGAGGUGGUCAAAAUAAUCAGGGCCUUGACCAGGGGCAGUACUGGUCAGGGGACAACAGUGGUCAGAACAUGGAACUAGGUUACCAGUUACCAGUAAGGGAAGGUGUACCUCAGCAACAAAGAGAACCUGUCUCACAAGACCAAGGGAUGCUGAUGUACCCACAGAGACCAUGGUUAGACAAUUCAAAUCCACAAAAGGCUCCUUACAUGCCAGGUGGUAAAAGUUAUCCACAAAAUAAUGACCAGCAUGUUGCUAAAGUUAUGGAUCAGUCUUCUCAGCCCCAAGUUCCAGCAUCAAAUUACAUUAAUGAACAUCCUUACAUUGUUUCUCAAGCUGAAUAUGAACAUCCAUCUCUUACCCAAUCUCAGGUAGAGCAGCAACAGCCAUACCUCAGACCUCAAGCCCAGCAACCUCUAGUGGAUUACCAAAGACCACCUAAUGUCCAGGGAGGACGUGACAGAAAUCAGAAUUUAAAGCAAAAUAAUCAAGGUUCACAAUCCCAGAAUGUUGGAAAUGAUCCAGUGUACCAACCGGUGGUGGCUGUUCCACACGAAAAGAUCAACCACCACCAGAAACUUCAGAAAGUUGUGACUACCAUGUCAGCAAUGCAUGAAGACAGCCUCUCAAGAUCUUCUCCUGCUCCAAAUAAGAAAACAGAACCUGAUAUGUCACAAGGUAAAAGUUCUCACAAAGAAAGAGAUCCUGUGAUUUCAGAAUAUAAAAUGACCUUAUCAGACUUGGAAGAAUCAAGCCGAACACAUGCCCAUCAGUCAAACAGUGCCGUGUUAGCUUUAACUCUGGGCCUCUGUAUCACUGCUUUAUUACUUGUCCUGGUAGGGUGUCGAAUGCGAACUAUUCGCAGACGUUUUGGUAAAAGAGGGCGUUCCUCCUUAGCCCAUGAUGCAGAUUACUUAGUGAAUGGCAUGUAUCUAUGACUGUUGAUACCCAAAAGACACAAGUUUAUCUUAACAAUAUAUCUUAUCUAAGUAUAGCUAACAGUAUAUAUGCUUUCUCAUGGUAGUCAGAAACCACACCAAGAAAUUCCUCUUUCUUGUAUUAAAAAAAUCAGUUAUUACUUUGUACAUGUUCACAAAAAUACAUCUACUUCAUAAUGAUGCAGAUAAUUUAUUUAUCAGUUCAUACAUACAAAAUUGCUUUUAUUCUGGAUUGUUUUUUCCCAUUGAUGUGUAAUGAAAUGCAUCUGUAGUUAUGAAAGUAAAUCUUGCUUGGAAUUGUUACAGUUUAUUAUUACUUUUGAAUAUUAGUAAAAAGCAUGUAGAAUAUUAGAAAUGAAAAAUAAUGAAACAUUUAUAAGAACUUAUUAUAUAGGCUGUACAUGUAUGUAAACUUCAUACUUGAUAAGAAAAGUAUCUCUUAUAAAACUGUAGUUAUAAUGUAAUCUGUAUAACAGUUCCCUAUGUAAUAUAACAUUACAUAAUUAGUUAAGUUACAUUAGUUUCUUUUAAUUUUCAUAUUUACCUUUGUUAUUACUUCUUUUUCUAAGUCUUAUUAUUAAUGUGAGCUUUAUUGACUUAUCAUAGUAUAUACAUUUUAUCUAGUACUUAGGAUAUAACUUUAUUAUUUCCAGCUGCCUACUUUGUAUGUGUUGUAAAGUGAUAUGGAUUAAUUAUGUAUGUUUAAUAUGCUAUUUUCCUUUUUAUUAAAUUUAACUUGGUUAUAUUUUAAUAGAAUCAACAUUUUAGUAUCUAUUGUAUGAUUCUGUUGUUCAUCUAAUUUUUGUAUUAUUAAUAGUACUAUUUUUGUCUUCAUAAACAUUAGUUUUUGCUGUACUAUCUGUACUGUUCUGCUAGUCAAAUCUAAAGCCAAACUGUAACAUGAGUUGUAGUAAUUUAUCUAAGAUAUUGAGCUAGUCUAAAGUGAUAUUAUUUGAGCCAUUUAGUGGGCUUUCAUUGGUUACAAGAUUUUGUUAAAGAAGAUUAUAUUAAGUAUUGCAUAUACUGAUGAGAUGUUCUUCAAGGAACAUGAAUUCUGCAGUAGUGCAUUAUGUAAACCACUACUACGUGAGGUGUAAGUAAUUCUAAGAACUUAUGAGUGAAAGCAAAGAAUAAUGUGUUAUAAUUUGUCAACCAUACUACACCUGCCAUAUCUAUAUCUACUUAUAUCCUUAACUUUAAUGUUACUUUCAUUAACAGUAUUGGUUUGAAUGUUUAAUAUUUUUAUUUCUUUAUAUUUUUACUAUAAGAAU
This is a messenger RNA of Limulus polyphemus (Atlantic horseshoe crab), 3518 nucleotides long. RefSeq lists its product as uncharacterized. Lineage: Eukaryota; Metazoa; Arthropoda; Merostomata; Xiphosura; Limulidae. Gene Ontology annotation, molecular function: protein binding. The record is from RefSeq and is a predicted model, not a curated record. The coding region runs from base 133 to 2247 and encodes 704 amino acids. The transcript has 9 exons.